Molecule: messenger RNA, 2118 nt
Organism: Cherax quadricarinatus
Lineage: Eukaryota; Metazoa; Arthropoda; Malacostraca; Decapoda; Parastacidae
Biological process (GO): carbohydrate metabolic process
Molecular function (GO): hydrolase activity, hydrolyzing O-glycosyl compounds
Source: RefSeq, a predicted model, not a curated record
AUGACUAGUGUUCUUGUUCAGACUCUCCUGCUGGGUGUCAUCAGCCUCACCCUCCACACAGCAGUGGAGGCUGUGGAGGAGCAGUGUGGGACGCUCACCUCCCACAUGGAGUGGAACGGCAGCUACAUAGCCAAUUUCUCCUCUCAAACCCUGAGACCAUUCCUGGGUCUGAACGUGACGUUCACCUUCAAUCUUCCCGUCACCAGAGUCAACAACUGGGGGGGUUCCUCCAAAAAGAUAAACGACACUCACUUCAGGUUGAUCACCGGAUACAAGUUUGCUGAGACCGGGACCUACGUCAACUUCCAGUUCAAUGUGUUCUACGAGGGAAGCAGCAAACCUUUGAUCAUCGCUAUUGACAUGAACGGCCAGGACGCUUGUGACGGGUCGGUGGUGUGGGUACCAGGUCCUUCCCCCGUGCAGCCUUGUCAACCCACCGGGAUGAAGAAGUACGAUUACAGCCAGGCUCUGUGCAUGUCCUUCCUGUUCUACGAGGCUCAGAGGUCUGGUCAACUGCCUGAGGAGCAGCGCGUCACCGGCUGGAGGUGGAACUCAGCCAUGAACGAUGGAGCUGAUGUGGGUCAUGACCUGACUGGAGGCUACUACGAUGCUGGUGACCACGUCAAGUUCGGCUUCCCAAUGGCCUUCACAGCCACCGUCCUGGCCUGGGGCCUCCUCGACUUUCGUGAAGGUUAUGAUAAAGCCGGUCAGACGGAAUACGGUCGAGCUGCUAUCAAAUGGGCCACCGACUACUUCCUGAAGGCUCACACAGGCGAAUACGAACUGUACGGCCAGGUUGGCUCAGGUCAUCUUGAUCACGAUUUCUGGGGUCGACCUGAAGACAUGGUGAUGAAGCGACCGUCUAUGAAGAUUGACAGAGACGCUCCAGGAACAGAGUUGGCCUGCGAGACAGCUGCUGCCUUGGCUGCCGCCUCCCUUGUCUUCAAGGAGGCUGAUCCGGUGUACUCAGUCCAGCUGCUGAAGGUGGCCGAGGAGCUGUUCUCCUUCGGGGAUGAGUACCGCCUUGAGUACCACCAAUCCAUCCCCGACGUUUUCCCCUUCUACAGAUCGUACAGUGGGUACGGAGAUGAGUUACUGUGGGGCGCACUGUGGCUCUACCGUGCUACUGGUGAUACCAGGUACCUCAACAAGGCUCAGGCAGCUUGGGAGGAAUUCAACCUGGGUAAAGCGGACAAGCAUUUCUCUUGGGACGACAAGAAGCCCGGUGCUUAUGCCCUGGGCUGGAUGCUGCAGCCUAAUAACACCAUGUAUGAGGACGCUCUCAAAGCCUACCUUAGUUUCCUGAAGACUGACGCCCCGUACACCCCUGGCGGCCUUGUUUACCUCGAUCACUGGGGCUCGAACCGCCAUGCUGCCAAUGCAGCCUUCAUCUCUCUCUGGGCUGCCAAGUACGGUGACCCGGCGGAGGCAGCAGGUAACACAGCCUGGGCUGAGGGCCAGCUGGGCUACAUCCUGGGAGACAACGGUCACUCCUUCGUCGUGGGCUUCGGUGUCGACCCCCCAACUCACUACCACCACCGAGCAAGCUCGUGUCCGCUGCCUCCCCAGUCUUGUUCACAACACAACUGGGGCUACGUUCAGCCAGGACCCAACCCUAACAUCCUCUAUGGCGCUCUCGUUGGCGGCCCUAACCAGGACGGUGAUUAUGAAGACAUCCGGUCGGACUACCAGCGCAACGAGGUAGCCUGCGACUACAACGCUGCCUAUACUGGGGCCUUGGCUGCCAUGGUUGAUAUCAGCUAGAAUCCUGACUACUGUGUGAUGACCAUGAUUGACAGCCCAGUUAGAUGUCUAGCCUACUGAUUGCUGAGUGUUAUUUGUGUAUUGUGUACUGAUUGAUGGGUCAUGACUAGGCCUGCCAGUUAGAUCUUGUGAAAAAAAAUUACUGACCUAGUUUCCCUUUAUUUUGAAGCUUUUCCAAAUACAUUAUUAAAAUUAACCUUUUAAAAACUUUCAGUUUGUAAAUACGUAAUUAUUCAGAUUUAUGGUUUACAAAACAAUUAUUUUGUAUUAGUUUUUAUUAGAUAUAUGAAUCAUUCAUUGACAAAAAACAUUAGUUGACUAAUAACCUUUAUAGUCCCCUAAGCGUUAUUAUUA